Messenger RNA from Anopheles merus, 2419 nucleotides. RefSeq lists its product as uncharacterized. The record is from RefSeq and is a predicted model, not a curated record. The transcript is spliced from 2 exons. The coding region runs from base 133 to 1530 and encodes 465 amino acids. NCBI's taxonomy places the organism in Eukaryota, Metazoa, Arthropoda, Insecta, Diptera, Culicidae.
AGUGCGGACCGGGAUACCAGCCCGUUCCGAUCGAAACCGAGGGUGUGUGGUAUUUGCAGCAAAAGGGCCACAAAAAAUACCGAAAAGGGAUUCAAUCGAAUUGUUCUAGUGCCAACGGAAGAGCCUAAAACGAUGAGUCGGUGUUCGUUGCUAGCGGUGAUAGUGUUGCUAUCGAGUGUGGUCGUGCUAGUGGCCGGUUCGGGGAACGUGACGAACGUCAAGAGUGAUGUGGGCAGUGCGACAUACCUGGACGUAUUGCGAAGGAUAACGAGUCUGCAGGGUGCGGAUAUACGCAACAAUCUACGAUCACUACGUCAACUUGCCAUACAGCAUGGGCUGAUCAAAAGGAGUGAUAUGGCCGAAGAUACCGCUGCUGCUAGCGACGAGGAGCAGUCGGCGGAGGGAGAAGAAUCAUCGCUGGAAACAGAACCGGGUCAGGAUAUAACGGCCAUUGCUGAAGGUCGUAAGAAGGGUGGUGGCGGAGGCAGCAACAACAACAUUGUGGUGACGGGCGGAGGUGGCGGCCAUGACGACGGAUCGUACUCGAUCAGCAUCGAGGAAGGUGGUAACAAGAAGGGCAAGAAGGGUAAAAAGGGUAAAAAGGGCAAGAAGCAUCGCAAGCAGAAGCGAAAGGGAUGGAAAAAGCACAUGAAAAAGGCGGUCCCAAUUGGGAUGGGCAUUCUGGCACUGAAAGCAUUACUCUUGCACUUCGUUCUGAAGAAGCUGGUAAUGGCAACGGCCCUAUCUUUGUUGCUGAGCAAGAAGUCUCUGCUUGUGUCGUCGCUGAUUGCUUUGAAGCUGCUGCUACAACAGCCGCACAGUAGCGACAAGAGCGAAAGCAGCAAGCUGGAGGUGGUUCACAUUCCGAUCCGCAAGGAUGCCGGUUUCCACAAGAAGCACCAGCAGCAACAGGUACCGUCCGGCAAGAUGAAGCUACCACCGAUCGGUACGUCGGCCACGAGCACGACCAAGGCACCGAUCGCGCCCAGUCUGUCGCUGUUCGACUCGUACGCUGGCUCGUCACCGCACCAGAUCCAGCACACGCACCAGCAGAUGGCUGACUUCGGUGGCAAGUACAUCCCGCUCGGGUACGAGAGCAACCAUUUCCAUUUUGAUGCGACACCGUCGGUGGCUGCGUACGGCGAUGGGCUCAACUCGGUGCAGAACGUGGAACAGUUCUUUGACGAUGCGGACGAGCUGCAGUUCGAUCGGCAGGACAACGGGUGGGACGGUUGGAGCGGUUGGAAUCGGGGCGAGCGGUUCGAGCAGACGGGAGCAUCGGCCCCGGCCAGCGGUGUUGUAGCCAGCGGCAGUGAUGGUGGUGUAGCUGGCACUAACAACGACGCCACUGCUUACGCCGGCUGGGGUGGAACGGAAUAUGAGGUAGCACCAGAGCAGCAGCAGACGAGUUACGGCCCACCGAACCGCAGCCGGUACGGGGAAGUGUACGGUGGCUAUCGGCGGCCGAUGCAAUCCAACAACCCUCCCCGGCUACAGCAGCUGUUGGGCAGGAGAAAGCGAAAGUUCUAGUGUACGGGAGCAAAAGCAACCCGGAAAAGGCGAAGAAGCACAAGCGACGAACCUUCGAGAGGAGAAUCAAACAGACAGGGUGGAGGAGUUGGUUGAAAGAUAGGAGAUUGCACCACAUUGGGGAUAAAAGGUAAAAAAAACACGAAGAAGCUGAAAAUGAUGCAGCAUUUACGAGCGUUAAGCUUCAGAACUUUGAGAAUGAAAGAACGAAAAGAGAAGCAGAGACAAUAAAAAUCCAGAAAAAGGCGAAAGAAUUAUGAACGCGAUAGGCAGGGGAAAAACUUAAUUUCAUCAUGCUUUCGAAAACGUAGCAGUACAACAGAUCGAAACCAGAAACAUAACUAUUUUCGUUUAUUUUAUCUUUAGAGAUCCUACACUUUGAUCUUAGCCUUUAGGCCGAGAAGCGAUAUCUUUAGAGAUCCUUAAUCUGCGCUGAGUAACUUUGUAUUAACAUUAAAAUAUUUGAUUUAAAUGUCUCCUUUCUGUAUGAACACUUCUUCUUCAGGAUGUCAUGCUUAAAUUUAGCUUAUUUAGAUAGGAAACACAUGACAAUCUCACGAUCGCAGUUUUGCACCGAAAACAAAUGGGUGGAUAGAAAAUGGAAACUCUGAAGAAUUGCGCCACCACAGUAACCCACCGUAAUUUAUGAUUAUUUAUUUAUUUAUACCAUUAUAAGCUAGUAGCAUGCUUUGCAAGGCAGGUGCAGGUAAGGUUCGCGGGACCGGACAUAGGGGAAAGGGCUUGUGCAAUUCAAUACGAAUCUCGUAAGAGCGACACCAACUGUGUGUGUGCUCGUGUGUGUAUUAGGAAGGUUAGAGCAUCGUCAAUUAUGCUGUAGAGUGUGUCGAAUAAAUACAUUUGCUUACAGUUGCUCCAGUACGGAGGCAAC